Messenger RNA from Catharus ustulatus (Swainson's thrush), 3637 nucleotides. It is a transcript of the gene PPFIA3, whose product is annotated as PTPRF interacting protein alpha 3. The coding region runs from base 115 to 3504 and encodes 1129 amino acids. Gene Ontology annotation, cellular component: presynaptic active zone. Gene Ontology annotation, biological process: synapse organization. Gene Ontology annotation, molecular function: protein binding. The transcript has 30 exons. Lineage: Eukaryota; Metazoa; Chordata; Aves; Passeriformes; Turdidae. The record is from RefSeq and is a predicted model, not a curated record.
GGGCCCCCCCUCCCCGCCGGGCCGCCUCCCUCCGCCGGAGCUGCCGCAGCGCCGCUCGGAGCCCAGGUGCCCCCAGGUGCGCCCAGGUGCGCCCAGGUGCGCCCAGGUGCCGCGAUGAUGUGCGAGGUGCUGCCCACCAUCAGCGAGGACCCCCGGCGGGGCUCGGGCCCCCCGGAGGAGCCGGGGCUGGAGCAGCUGAUGGUGCAGAUGCUGCGGGAGCGCGAGCGGCUGCUGGAGACGCUGCGGGACACGCAGGAGGGGCUGGCCACGGCUCACCUGCGCCUGCGGGACCUGGCCCACGAGAGGGACCUGCUGCAGCGGCAGCUCAACAGCGCCCUGCCCCAGGAGCUGGCCGCUCUGACCAAGGAGCUGAACCUGUGCCGGGAGCAGCUCCUGGAGCGCGAGGAGGAAAUCGCCGAGCUCAAGGCGGAGAGGAACAACACCCGGCUGCUGCUGGAGCACCUGGAGCACCUGGUGUCGCGCCACGAGCGCUCCCUGCGCAUGACCGUGGUCAAGCGCCAGGCCCAGAGCCCGGCCGGGGUCUCCUCCGAGGUCGAGGUGCUCAAGGCCCUCAAGUCGCUCUUCGAGCACCACAAGGCCCUGGACGAGAAGGUGCGGGAGCGGCUGCGGGUGGCCCUGGAGCGCGUGGCCGUGCUGGAGGAGGAGCUGGAGGUGUCCAACCAGGAGUCCCUGUCCCUGCGGGAGCAGCUCUCUCUGUCCCGGCGCCGCUCGGGCCUGGAGGACGCGGCCACCGACGGGGACAGCGCGGCCAGCCCCGAGCGCCGGCGCGAGGCCGAGCUGGAGGCGUCGCUGGGCCGGCAGCGCGUGGCCGCUCUGUGCCGCCAGCUGGGGCGGCUCCAGGACGAGGCCAGCGCGGCCCAGAGGGAGCUGGCCCGGGCCCACGAGGCUGGAGCCAAGCUGCAGAGGGACCUCAAGGAGGCGCUGGCCCAGCGCGAGGACAUGGAGGAGCGCAUCACGACGCUCGAGCGGCGCUACCUGAGCGCCCAGCGCGAGGCGACGUCGCUGCACGACGCCAACGACCGGCUGGAGAACGAGCUGGCCAGCAAGGAGAGCCUGUACCGGCAGAGCGAGGAGAAGGGCCGCCAGCUGCAGGAGUGGCUCGAGGACGCCAAGGCCAAGCUGCAGCUGACCCUGCAGAAAGCCGAGACCCUGCCCGAGAUCGAGGCCCAGCUGGCACAGAGGGUGGCGGCGCUCACCAAGGCUGAGGAGCGCCACGGGAAUUUCGAGGAGCGGCUCCGGCAGCUCGAGGCUCAACUGCAGGAGAAGAACCAGGAGCUGCAGAGGGCGCGGCAAAGGGAGAAAAUGAACGACGAGCACAACAAGCGGCUCUCGGAGACCGUGGAUCGGCUGCUGAGCGAGAGCAACGAGAGGCUGCAGCUGCACCUCAAGGAGAGGAUGGGAGCCAUCGAGGAGAAGAAUUCGCUGAGCGAGGAAAUCGCCAACAUGAAGAAAAUGCAGGACGAGCUCCUGCUCAACAAGGAGCAGCUGCUGGCCGAGAUGGAGCGGAUGCAGCUGGAGCUGGAUCAGCUCCGGGGGCGUCCCGGCUCCUCCUACUCCAGGUCCCUCCCGGGCAGCGCCCUGGAGCUGCGCCCCCCCCAGAGCCCCCUGGGGACCCCCCCGGAGCCCCCGCGCAGGAGGAGGGGGAGGGGCUGGGGGGCACCCAGAGAGGAGGACUGGGAGCGGGGGCCCCUCCCCCCCCCCGAGGGUUCGGACGAGGAGGAGCCGCGGGUGGGGGGAGGGGCCGAGCUCCCCUCCCCCCCCGGGGGCCAAACGGACGUGCAGACCCUGGCGGUGAUGCUGCAGGAGCAGCUCGAGGCCAUCAACAAGGAGAUCAAGCUGAUCCAGGAGGAGAAGGAGAGCACGGAGCUGCGCGCCGAGGAGCUCGAGAGCCGCGUGGGGGGGGCGGGGCUGGAGGGGACCCCCCCCGGUGGGGGAGGGGCGAGGUUCAGGGGGGAACGGGGGGACCCCUCCCCCAAAAUCAAUUUGCUGUUGCAGAAUCACGUGACCAAGGAGGAGGAGAAGGGGGGGGGAGGGGCCGGGGACCCCCCCGGACCCCCCAGGACCCCCCGGAACGAGCGGGGGGGGGGAGGAGCCCCCCCAGGAGGGGUGGAGGAGGGGCGGGACCCCCGAGUGGGGCCCCCCCUCCCCGAGGACCCCCACAAGACCCCCCCAAAAAAGAAAAGCAUCAAAUCUUCCAUCGGGCGCCUCUUCGGCAAGAAGGAGAAGGGGAGGCUGGGACCCCCCCCCCGGGACGCGCCCUCGCUCGCCGGGACCCCCUCGGACGAGCUGGGCCCCCCCGACGCGCUGGGCUUGGCCAAACUGCCGGGGGGAGACAAAGAUCGGCGCAGCAAGAAAAAGCACGAGCUGCUGGAGGAAGCCUGCAGGCAGGGGCUCCCGUUCGCCGCCUGGGACGGCCCCACCGUGGUGUCCUGGCUCGAGGUGUGGGUGGGGAUGCCAGCCUGGUACGUGGCCGCGUGCCGCGCCAACGUGCGCAGCGGGGGGGUCCUGGCCAACCUCUCGGACCCCGAGAUCCAGCGGGAGUUGGGGAUCUCCCACCCCCUGCACCGGCUGAAACUGCGCCUGGCGGUGCGGGAGAUGGUGUCCCUGACCAGCCCCAGCGCCCCUCCUUCAUCCAGAACGUGCACGGGGAACGUGUGGAUGACGCACGAGGAGAUGGAGUCACUUCCGGCCACGCCCAACGCGGAACCGCGGGAAAUCAGCUGGGAGCAGAUCCUGGCGCACGGGGACAUGAACCACGAGUGGGUGGGGAACGAGUGGCUGCCCAGCCUGGGGCUGCCCCAGUACCGCAGUUACUUCAUGGAGUCGCUGGUGGACGCGCGGAUGCUCGACCACCUGAGCAAGAAGGAGCUCAGGGGGCAGCUCAAGAUGGUCGAUUCCUUCCACAGGGUGAGCCUGCACUACGGCAUCAUGUGCCUGAAGCGCCUCAACUACGACCGCAAGGAGCUGGAGCGGAGGAGGGAGGAGAGCCAGGGGGGCACCUCCGAUGUGGUGGUGUGGUCCAACGAGCGGGUCAGUGCCUGGGUCAGCUCCGUGGGGCUCCGGGAAUUCGCUCCCAACCUGGGCGAGUCGGGCGUGCACGGGGCGCUGCUGGCGCUGGACGACACCUUCGACUGGGCUGACCUGGCCCUGCUGCUGCAGAUCCCCACCCAGAACACACAGGCCCGGCAGCUCCUCCAGCAGGAAUUCUCCUCUCUCAUCUCCGCGGGCACCGAGCGGCGCCUCGAUGAGGACGCCCCCAGACCCUUUUCUCGCUCCCCCUCCUGGCGGAAGCUGUUCCGGGAGAAGGAAUUGAGGGGAGGGGGUCCGGACGCCCCCGAGAUUCUCCCCCCAAAUUUUAGGGGGGGGUCCCUGGGGACCCCAACCCUGCCCAGCCCCGGGCAGCGCAAAACCCCGGCGGAAGGGAAUUCGCUGCCCCCCCCGCGGGGGGAGGGGGGGGUCUCGGUCCGGACCUACUCGUGCUGAGGGUCCCACCCGGGGUCCCCACCCCCAACUCCCCAAACCCGGGGGGGGAAUUUUGGGGACCCCCCCCGAAAUUGCUGCUAAAAAAGGGGGGGAGGGGCCCGGGGGGUCCCCAAAAUUUUGGGAGAUUUCCCCU